Sapajus apella (tufted capuchin) is the source of this 8167-nucleotide messenger RNA. It is a transcript of the gene WNK2, whose product is annotated as WNK lysine deficient protein kinase 2. Gene Ontology annotation, molecular function: protein serine/threonine kinase activity; ATP binding; potassium channel inhibitor activity. Gene Ontology annotation, cellular component: cytosol; cytoplasm. The coding region runs from base 1 to 6543 and encodes 2180 amino acids. The record is from RefSeq and is a predicted model, not a curated record. NCBI's taxonomy places the organism in Eukaryota, Metazoa, Chordata, Mammalia, Primates, Cebidae. Gene Ontology annotation, biological process: positive regulation of potassium ion import across plasma membrane; protein phosphorylation; positive regulation of sodium ion transmembrane transporter activity. The transcript is spliced from 28 exons.
AUGGACGGCGAUGGCGGCCGCCGAGACGCCCCCGGCGCGCUGAUGGAGCCCGGGCGCGGCGCAGGGCCCGCGGGCAUGGCGGAGCCGCGGGCUAAGGCGGCGCGGCCGGGGCCCCAGCGCUUCCUGCGGCGCAGCGUGGUAGAGUCGGACCAGGAGGAGCCGCCCGGCUUGGAGGCGGCCGAGGCGCCGGGCCCGCAACCCCCGCAGCCCCUGCAGCGCCGGGUACUUCUGCUCUGCAAGACGCGCCGCCUCAUCGCGGAGCGCGCCCGUGGACGCCCCGCCGCCCCCGCGCCCGCAGCGCCGGCCGCGCCACCUGGAGCCCCCGGAGCCCCGGCGGACGCCGGCCCCGAGCUCUUGGUCGCGCAGGAGCCCGUCCCGGACCCCACCGCAGCUGCUGCCGAAACUGCGCCUGCCCCCGACGGCGGCCCCAGGGAGGAGGCGGCGGCGACAGUGAGGAAGGAAGAUGAGGGGGCGACCGAGGCAAAGCCUGAGCCCGGGCGCACACGCCGGGACGAGCCCGAAGAGGAGGAGGACGAUGAGGACGAUCUCAAGGCAGUGGCCACCUCUCUGGACGGCCGCUUCCUCAAGUUCGACAUCGAGCUGGGCCGCGGUUCCUUCAAGACCGUCUACAAGGGGCUGGACACGGAGACCUGGGUGGAGGUGGCCUGGUGUGAGCUGCAGGACCGGAAGCUCACCAAGCUGGAGCGGCAGCGGUUCAAGGAAGAGGCUGAGAUGCUGAAAGGCCUGCAGCACCCCAACAUCGUGCGCUUCUACGACUUCUGGGAGUCUAGCGCUAAGGGCAAGCGGUGCAUUGUGCUGGUGACCGAGCUGAUGACCUCGGGGACGCUGAAGACGUACCUGAAGCGGUUCAAGGUGAUGAAGCCCAAGGUUCUCCGCAGCUGGUGCCGGCAGAUCCUGAAAGGCCUGCUGUUCCUGCACACGAGGACACCGCCCAUUAUCCACCGAGACCUGAAAUGCGACAACAUUUUUAUCACCGGACCCACUGGGUCUGUGAAGAUUGGUGACUUGGGCCUGGCCACUCUCAAAAGAGCGUCAUUUGCCAAAAGUGUGAUAGGUACCCCUGAGUUCAUGGCGCCCGAGAUGUAUGAGGAGCACUACGAUGAAUCCGUGGACGUCUAUGCCUUUGGGAUGUGCAUGCUGGAGAUGGCCACCUCGGAGUACCCCUACUCGGAGUGCCAGAAUGCGGCCCAGAUCUACCGCAAGGUCACCUGUGGUAUCAAGCCGGCCAGCUUUGAGAAAGUGCACGAUCCCGAAAUCAAGGAGAUUAUUGGGGAGUGUAUCUGCAAAAACAAGGAGGAAAGGUACGAGAUCAAAGACCUGCUGAGCCACGCCUUCUUCGCAGAGGACACGGGCGUGAGGGUGGAGCUUGCGGAGGAGGACCACGGCAGGAAGUCCACCAUUGCCCUGAGGCUCUGGGUCGAAGACCCCAAGAAACUGAAGGGAAAGCCCAAGGACAAUGGGGCCAUAGAGUUUACCUUCGACUUGGAGAAGGAGACGCCAGAUGAGGUGGCCCAGGAGAUGAUUGAGUCUGGAUUCUUCCACGAGAGUGACGUCAAGAUCGUGGCCAAGUCCAUCCGUGACCGUGUGGCUUUGAUCCAGUGGCGGCGGGAGAGGAUCUGGCCUGCGUUGCAGCCCAAGGAGCAGCAGGAUGUGGGCAGCCCAGACAAGGCUAGGGGUCCGCCGGUGCCCCUGCAGGUCCAGGUGACCUACCAUGCACAGGCCGGGCAGCCUGGGCCACCAGAACCUGAGGAGCUGGAGGCCGACCAGCACCUCCUCCCACCCACGUUGCCGACCAGCGCCACCUCCCUGGCCUCGGACAGCACCUUCGACAGCGGCCAGGGCUCCACCGUGUACUCGGACUCACAGAGCAGCCAGCAGAGCGUGGUGCUUGGCUCCCUUGCCGACGCAGCGCCGCCCCCCGCCCAGUGUGUGUGCAGCCCCCCUGUGAGCGAGGGGCCCGUCCUGCCGCAGAGCCUGCCCUCACUGGGGGCCUUCCAGCAGCCUAUGGCUGCGCCUGGCCUGCCGGUGGGCUCCGUCCCGCCCCCCGCCUGCCCUCCGCCCCUCCAGCAGCACUUCCCAGAUCCAGCCAUCAGCUUUGCUCCUGUGCUGCCGCCGCCCAGCACCCCCGUGCCCACGGGCCCAGGCCAGCCAGCGCCCCCCGGCCAGCAGCCUCCUCCACUGGCCCAAUCGACACCCCUGCCACAGGUCCUGGCUCCACAGCCCGUGGGCCCCCUCCAGCCAGUGCCCACUCUUCUGCCGCAGUACCUGGCUCCAGCCUCCCAGGUGGGGGCCCCCGCUCAGCUGAAGCCCCUCCAGAUGCCGCAGGCACCCCUGCAGGCGCUUGCUCAAGUUCCUCCGCAGAUGCCCCCGAUUCCUGUCGUGCCCCCCAUCACGCCCCUGGCAGGAAUCGACGGCCUCCCUCCGGCCCUCCCAGACCUGCCGACCGCGACCGUGCCCCCUGUGCCACCACCUCAGUAUUUCUCUCCAGCUGUGAUCUUGCCGAGCCUUGCUGCCCCGCUCCCCCCUCCGUCCCCAGCCCUGCCUCUGCAGGCUAUGAAGCUGCCCCAUCCCCCUGGGGCGCCCCUGGCCAUGCCCUGCCGGACCAUUGUGCCAAAUGCACCGGCUGCCAUCCCCCUGCUGGCUGUGGCUCCACCGGGCGUGGCUGCCCUGUCCAUUCAUCCUGCUGUGGCCCAGCUCCCGGCCCAACCUGUGUACCCAACGGCCUUCCCACAGAUGGCACCUACCGACGUCCCUCCUUCCCCCCACCACACGGUGCAGAAUAUUCGGGCCACCCCUUCACAGCCGGCACUGCCCCCGCAACCCACGCUACCCCCACAACCCAUACUGCCCCCACAACCUGUGCUGCCCCCGCAACCCACGCUGCCCCCACAAUCCAUACUGCCCCCACAACCCGUGCUGCCCCCGCAGCCAGCAUUGCCUGUGCGCCCUGAGCCCCUCCAGUCCCACCUUCCUGAACAGGCUGCUCCGGCUGCUGCACCAGGGAGCCAGAUUCUGCUUGGCCACCCAGCUCCCUAUGCUGUAGACGUCGCUGCUCAGGUCCCCACUGUGCCUGUGCCACCGGCUGCGGUCCUCUCCCCGCCUCUGCCGGAAGUGCUGCUGCCUGCUGCCCCUGAGCUCCUGCCUCAGUUCCCCAGCUCCCUGGCCACGGUGUCUGCCUCUGCGCAGAGUGUGCCCACCCAGACUGCCACACUUCUGCCACCAGCAAACCCGCCACUGCCUGGUGGGCCUGGGAUCACCAGCCCCUGCCCAGCUGUCCAGCUGACGGUGGAACCGGCCCAAGAGGAGCAGGCCUCGCAGGACAAGCCGCCUGGCCCCCCGCAGAGCUGUGAGAGCUACGGAGGUUCUGAUGUCACUUCUGGAAAAGAGCUGAGUGACAGCUGUGAAGGCGCUUUUGGAGGGGGCAGGCUGGAGGGCAGGGCAGCCCGGAAGCACCACCGCAGGUCCACGCGCGCACGCUCCCGGCAGGAGAGGGCCAGUCGGCCCCGACUUACCAUCCUGAACGUGUGCAACACUGGGGACAAGAUGGUGGAGUGCCAGCUGGAGACGCACAACCACAAGAUGGUGACCUUCAAGUUCGACUUGGAUGGGGACGCGCCUGACGAGAUCGCGACGUACAUGGUGGAGCACGAUUUCAUCCUGCAGGCUGAGCGGGAGACGUUCAUUGAACAGAUGAAAGAUGUCAUGGACAAGGCGGAGGACAUGCUUAGCGAGGACACGGAUGCCGACCGUGGCUCCGACCCAGGGACCAGCCUACCACACCUCAGCACCUGCGGCCUGGGCGCCGGGGAGGAGAGCCGGCAAUCCCAAGCCAACGCCCCCGUGUAUCAGCAGAACGUCCUGCACACUGGGAAGAGGUGGUUCAUCAUCUGUCCGGUGGCUGAGCACCCCACCCCCGAGGCCCCUGAAUCUUCGCCCCCACUUCCUCUAAGCUCCCUGCCGCCAGAAGCCAGCCAAGAUCCAGCACCCUAUAAAGACCAGCUGUCCUCGAAGGAACAACCUGGCUUUCUAGCCAGUCAGCAGCUUCUGAGCCAGACGGGCCCCAGCAACCCUCCUGCGGGGGUCCCAGCCCCUUUGGCCCCCUUCUCCCCUCCUGUGACUGCUCUACCCCAAGAUGGAGCAGCUCCAGCCACCAGCACCAUGCCAGAGCCAACGUCAGGAACUGCCAUCCAGGCAGGGGGUGCAGGGACCCCUCAGGGGCCCACCAGUGAGCUCGAGACCUCCCAGCCGCUAGUGGAGACUCACGAGGCCCCACUUGCUGUGCAGCCCCUCGUGGUGAGCCUAGGACCUUGUGCUCCAGCUCCAGAGGCCGCCUCAACCAGGGAGGCCAGUGCCCCAGGGGAGCCCCCGCCAGCUCCUGCACCUGAGCCCAGCCCCCACAGUGGGGCCCCACAGCCCUCCUUGGGUCAACCUGCUCCCCUGCUUCCUGCCGCAGUGGGGGCCAUCAGUCUGGCCACCACCCAGCUCCCAAGCCCACCCCUAGGGCCCACCGUCCCCCCACAGCCGCCCUCGGCCCUGGAGUCAGAUGGGGAAGGGCCGCCCCCCAGGGUGGGCUUUGUGGACAGCACCAUCAAGAGCCUGGAUGAGAAGCUGCGGACUCUGCUCUACCAGGAGCACGUGCCCACGUCCUCAGCCUCAGCUGGGACCCCUGUGGAGGUGGGCGACAGAGACUUCACCCUGGAGCCCCUGAGAGGGGACCAGCCCCGCUCGGAGGUCUGCGGGGGGGACCUGGCCCUGCCCUCAGCGCCUAACGAGGCAGUCACAGGGCGUGCCCAGCCACCCCAGCCCUUGGUGGAGAAGUCAGAACUGAUCCCUACUCAAGGGGCCGUGAUGGAGCGGGGCAGGUCUUCAUCAGUGACAGCCCCAGUUCCCACAGCAGAGUCGUCUCCCGGGAGCAUGCUGGGCUACGACAGAGAUGGAGGGCAGUUGGUCUCAGACUCCCGUGUGGUGCCCAGUGCCCCCCAGGAUGUACCUGCUUUUGUGAGAUCUGCACGCGUGGAGCCCACAGACAGGGAUGGUGGAGUCACUGGAGAAAGUUCAGCAGAGCCCCCACAGAGUGCCAUGAGCAUUUCCACACCGGGUGGCCAGGCCAGCCACCCCCAGGCACUCGGCGCUCGAGCUUCGGGGUCCCCUCGGAAACAUCCAGAGCAGCAGGAUGGCAGCUCACCAGCCAAGACUGUGGGCCGUUUCUCGGUGGUCAGCACGCAGGACGAGUGGACCCUGGCCUCCCCCCACAGCCUGAGGUACUCCGCCCCACCUGACGUCUACCUCGACGAGGCCCCCUCCAGCCCCGACGUGAAGCUGGCGGUGCGGAGGGCACAGACAGCCUCCUCCAUCGAAGUCGGCGUGGGCGAGCCUGUGUCCAGCGACUCUGGGGAUGAGUGCCCUCGGGCAAGGCCCCCGGUGCAGAAGCAGGCAUCCCUGCCCGGGAGCGGCAGCAUGGCUGGCGACUUCGUGAAGAAGGCCACCGCCUUCCUGCAGAGGCCUUCUCGGGCUGGCUCGAUCGGCCCCGAGAUGCCCAGCAGGGUGGGCGUGAAGGUCCCCACCAUCAGCGUGACCUCCUUCCACUCGCAGUCAUCCUACAUCAGCAGUGACAACGACUCAGAGCUGGAGGACGCUGACAUAAAGAAGGAGCUGCAGAGUCUGCGGGAGAAGCACCUGAAGGAGAUCUCAGAGCUGCAGAGCCAGCAGAAGCAGGAGAUCGAGGCUCUGUACCGCCGCCUGGGCAAGCCGCUGCCCCCCAACGUGGGCUUCUUCCACACGGCGCCUCCCACUGGCCGCCGGAGAAAAGCCAGCAAGAGCAAGCUGAAGGCGGGCAAGCUGCUGAACCCCCUGGUGCGGCAGCUCAAGGUCGUGGCCUCCAGCACAGGUCACUUGGCUGACUCCAGCAGAGGCCCUCCCGCUAAGGACCCUGCCCAAGCCAGUGCGGGGCUUGCUGCAGACAGCACGGGCCUGAGCGGGAAGGCAGUGCAGACCCAGCAGCCCUGCUCCGUCCGGGCCUCCCUGUCUUCGGACAUCUGCUCCGGCUUAGCCAAUGAUGGAGGCGGAGUGCGUGGCCAAGGCUGGACGGUUUACCACCCAACGUCUGAGAGAGUGACCUAUAAGUCUAGUAGCAAACCUCGUGCUCGAUUCCUCAGUGGACCCGUAUCUGUGUCCAUCUGGUCUGCCCUGAAGCGUCUCUGCCUAGGCAAAGAACACAGCAGUAGGUCCUCCACCAGCAGCCUGGCCCCAGGCCCUGAGCCGGGCCCCCAGCCCGCCCUGCGCGUCCAGGCGCAGGUGAACAACAGCAACAACAAGAAGGGCACCUUCACGGACGACCUGCACAAGCUGGUGGACGAGUGGACGAGCAAGACGGUGGGGGCCGCACAGCUGAAGCCCACGCUCAACCAGCUGAAGCAGACCCAGAAGCUGCAGGACAUGGAGGCCCAGGCAGGCCGGGCUGCCCCUGGCGAGGCGCGGGCUCCCCAAGAACUAGGCUUCUCCACUUUACAGAUUGGGAGGUGAGCGACGUGCCCACAGCGCCACAGCUGGCAGGUGGAAAGGCCAGGCCAGGCCAGGGCUGUGACUCCACAGCUCAGAUACAGCAGCAGCCCCAGCCCGGGCAGCCUGGGCCGCACACCCAGAGUUGGUAGCCCUGAUCUCAGCAGACAGACCCACCUCUGCCCGAGUUCUGUUUGUGCCCAGGCUGGAGACCAGGGCAGGUGUGUCACCCCUGAAUGACACCAGCGUCGGGCUGUAGCUCACACACCUGAGCCAACGUGGGGCGGAAGUGAGGACCUGCUCCCCUCGGUUUUGACACCUCACUUGUUCUGAUGUCAGUGCAAAUUGGAGGAGCAUCUGCUGUUUUUCAGUUUUCUGGAGAGCUUUGUGGAAGAUCGGUGUUAUUUCUGUCUCAAAUAUUUAGUAAAGGUCAUUCGUGAAGCCAUCUGGACUGGAGUUUUGUUUCUGUGUUUUUUAGUGUGGGCUUUCCUCUAUGAUCUUCUACCUUGAAAAAUUUCAAACACACAGAAGAGUUGAAAAUUCUGCCGUGAACAUCCACAUACCCACUACGUGCAUUCCAAUUGACAUCUUUGCUGUGUUUACUACACACCUGUUCAUCCCUUGAGGGUACAGUUGCUACUGCGGAUUCAGUUUCUUCUAUACUUCUAACACCACUUGGAUUUUCUGUUUCGUUUUGUUAAAUUCUGCUUUUCUGGCAAUUGGUAUCUCUAAAUGUAUCUAAAAUUUUAAAUUAAUUGCCAUAAAAUUAUCCAUAAUAGCUUUUAUUUUUCCAUUUGCAGGAUUUACAGUGAUGUCCUGAUUUCAUUCCUGACGUUGGUGAUUUCGGCCUCCUCUCUGCCUCUCCUCUCUUUCCCUUUCUUUAUGCAGUCUCCUUAGGGGUGAAGAUUUUAUUAGCCUAUUCAAAGAACACGUUUGGUGCUUGAGAGUCUUUAUCGUAUGUUUCAUUAAUUUUUUUUUUUUUUUGCCUCCUAUCAUUGGGUGAAUUUUGUUGUUCUAGAAAGUUUCUUACAAUGUGUUCAUUGAUUUCUAGCCUUUCCAUUUCAAUGUACGCAUUCAAGGACAUAAAGCACCCACUGAUGGUUUCAGCUGCAUCCCAGAAGUACGUGCAGCAUUUUCAUUAACUUUUGUUUCAAAAUAUUUUAUCCUUUCUGUUGCUAUUUGCAGUAAGUGUGGUUAUCAGUUUUCGGCGUGUUGUGUGUGGCUGCACUGUGGCAGGACAGCAGACUUAGUGCUUUCAGGCUGUGGAGGUUGUCAGGACUGGCUCUUGACCCGGGUGUCAGUCUUUGUUGCUGUUGUAUGGAUGCUUGAGCUGAAUUCACUGUUUCCUUCUCUCCACAUCCACACUCCCAAGCUCUGCCACUGUUACUUCUGUUUUGAAUGACUGCAGGGUCCUCUUGACAGGUACACCUCCGUCAACCUGAGUCCUCAAAUUUAUUCUCAGUAGAAUCCCAUUAUUUUAGGACAAAGUCAGGAAUCGUGAACAUGGCCCCACAGUUCUGUGAGGCUGCACCCAGAGCCUGGGCAGGCUCAUCUCUGCUGCCUGGGUCCCAGGUACAUCAGUGUUUAGGAUUAGCAGAGCUAACUGUUGUUCAGAUGUUCUGGAUUCUUUUUAAGUAUUAAGAGUUUU